GGGGCUAGCUGCUUGUCCUCAGCGACGACGAACGGCUUUCCACGAUGCGGAAGAUUUCCUAUGUCCUCACCUUUUUCCUGGCGACAGCCAUCCUCAUUCUUAACGCCUUCUCCGCGCGGCAGACCAACUGGGUCGUGACCAAGGACCAAGACCACGUCGAGGGGCACGUCAGUGUCCGCUACGGGCUCGACAAGCGCUGCGAGCGGCAGGUCAUCUUCGUCCCCAUCGACCCCGACCCUUCGGACCCCUCGAAGAACAAGGGCCGCCUCGCGUACACGGACUACGUCUGCCGCAAGUUCCCCACGCGCGUCACCGACGCGUGCGAGACGGACAACGCGGGCUUCUGCGCGGCGUGGACGAGCGCGGGCUACUUGGAGGAGCUCGCGAUCGGCUUUGGCGCGAUUGCGCUGUUCGCGAUCCUGGUCGGCGUGAGCUCGGGCUCGCGUCGCAGGCGGGUGUGGCGCGCGGUCUCGGGACUGAUUUUGCUGCAAGCUGCCCUGCAGAUUAUCGUGUUCGCGAUUGUGACGCACGAGCUAAGGACGUCGGCCUACCCUGCCUUCAAGGGCGGCAGCUUUGGCGGCGCGUACAUUCUGCAUGUCGCGACCUGGAUCGCUGGCAUCCUUCUCGGCGGCGCGGUCAUCACCACCGGUAUCUCCGCCGACCGUGGUCACAAGUGGGCUGCAGGCAACCGUGCAUACCAGCCCAUCGACGGUUAAAUGCAGUGUCUUUCGAGCUUCAAUGCACCAUGCUCGACGGCGAGAUACACGACCUCGACCGCAACUCUCAGCCUUGCGCAUCAAAUCUCCACUUUGACGAACCUCAUGACCUUACUAUCUGCGCCCAGGCCUAGCGUCUGCGCUUCUGCCGCCCGCCCUAGGCGUGGCGAGCUGUAUAAUACUCACAAUGGCCUUUUACCCAAUCAAUUUGUUGCUUUUGUUCGUUC
Molecule: messenger RNA, 943 nt
Organism: Schizophyllum commune H4-8
Lineage: Eukaryota; Fungi; Basidiomycota; Agaricomycetes; Agaricales; Schizophyllaceae
Exons: 5
Coding region: 45-716 (223 amino acids)
Source: RefSeq, a predicted model, not a curated record